AUGGAAGUAUUGCUCAUGAAGUGCAUGGAGCUGGGCAACAGCAAAAUUUCAAACUUCAUUCCUGCUUUAAAGUGGUGGAGAUUGGAUGAGAGUGUACAGCAGUUUGCAGGUUUUAUCAUGUCUCAAGUUGAUCUUGCAAGGGAAGCUGCCCCAUUUGUGGAUCCUGCUGUUUUGGUGGAAACUUAUGAACAAGAUGAAUGUGUCGAUGAUCUUGAAGGAGAUGAUCGGAUUCAAUCUGCGCUUGCUCACAUUGUGACGCACGCACUUUUGAAGAUGCUCCCGGACCUGCGUAUAGCCGCGCGGCUAUACUCUAUAAGGACGUAUCAAAUCAUAUUCCUGAGGCUUCUGCAACGGUAUCAGCGUUAUAGCCGCGAGGCUCGACUCUGCAAAUUUGAGCUUGAGAUUGCAAGGGAAGCUGCCCCAUUUGUGGAUCCUGCUGUUUUGGUGGAAACUUAUGAACAAGAGGAAUGUGUCGAUGAUCUUGAAGGGGAUGAUCGGAUUUAUGCUUGGAUGUUACUUGUGACGCACGCACUUUUGAAGAUGCUCCUGGACCUGAUUAUGCAAAGAAAGAAUUUCAUAUUAGAAUGCUUUUCAAUCCACCGUCCUCUGCAGUUACUGGAGACAGUUAGGCGUCAUAGAGUCAAUGUCGAUGGCAAUGUCUGUACUGUCAUGGUAACCACUUUGGUUCUUGAGGGAUGGCAGCGGAAACUUGACCCCAGGUACAAUGUGAUGCAAACACUGCUUCUCAAAGCUGACUGA
Molecule: messenger RNA, 759 nt
Organism: Prunus armeniaca (apricot)
Lineage: Eukaryota; Viridiplantae; Streptophyta; Magnoliopsida; Rosales; Rosaceae
Source: the annotation of a GenBank genome assembly